Messenger RNA from Hibiscus syriacus, 713 nucleotides. Its product is annotated as protein TRI1-like. The coding region runs from base 87 to 497 and encodes 136 amino acids. The record is from RefSeq and is a predicted model, not a curated record. The transcript is spliced from 2 exons. Gene Ontology annotation, cellular component: nucleus. Lineage: Eukaryota; Viridiplantae; Streptophyta; Magnoliopsida; Malvales; Malvaceae.
CUCGUCUGCUUUCACGUACUCCAAAUACAAGAGGAUAACACAAAAUCCAUUUCUUCCAAACAAAAACCAGAAGGAAGAUAAAGAAAAUGGCGGUUUCUUCGGCCAUUGUCUUCACUUUUAUCUCGCCUCAAACGGCAUCGUUCUCAGCAAACUCUUCUUCUUCUUCUUCAACGAGUCUCCUUCCAACUAAAUUACGCAUGGUACGAACCGUGACUCAUGCCACUGCUUCUGAGCCUGAAACCGGCUCCCGACCUCCACGUGGAAUCAUGAAGCCGCGCCGCGUGUCGCCUGAGAUGGAGGCUGUCGUUGGAGUCCCUGAAAUUCCCCGAACUAAAGCUGUUAAGCUGAUCUGGGCUUACAUUAGAGAGAACAAUCUUCAGGACCCUGAAAACAAGAAGAUCAUAAAUUGCGAUGAGAAGCUGAAGAAGAUAUUUGGAGGGAAAGAUCGCGUCGGGUUUCUCGAAAUCGCUGGGUUGAUUACUCCUCACUUUCUUUGAUGAAAUCCUAAAUGAAGAGUCAAGUUUGCAGAACAAGAAACAGCCUAUGUUUAUAGGGGGUGUAUGCCAUUUUCUUUGUUGAGGAUGCAGAAGAACACCAUGCUUUUCGCCGUAAAACAAUUAACUGUGUUUCUAGCAUUACUACUUGUGUAUAGGAGUAUAUAUUGUUUUAUGCAAAUAUUAUGUUUUACGAAAACCGAUUACCUGUGUUAAAUU